CGCAGUGUGGCGGGAGCUCUAACCACAACUAUGAUUGACCCAAAUUUUGAGCCUGCAUACAGUUAAUUCUUUCUCUGGUGUGAUAAAAUGGCUGCAGGCAUCCAGGCUAUUGAUAAGAAGUCUGUGCAUCGUAUAUGUUCAGGACAGGUGGUGCUGAACUUAGCUACUGCUGUGAAAGAACUUGUGGAGAACAGUAUUGAUGCUGGUGCUUCAAUUAUAGAGGUGCGUCUCAGGGAAUAUGGCAGUGACCUGGUGGAGGUGGUGGACAAUGGGCUUGGGGUGGAGGAGAGCAACUUUGAGGGACUCACAUUAAAACAUCACACCUCCAAGCUGCAGGACUUUGCUGACCUGGUUAGUGUGGAGACGUUUGGUUUCCGCGGAGAGGCUCUGAGCUCUCUCUGUGCUCUUAGCAAAUUAACCAUAACUACAUGCCAUGUUGAUGGCAAAGUGGGGACAAAAUUAGAGUAUGAUCACAAUGGAAAGCUGAUUAACCAAACACCAUGUGCCCGGCAGCAAGGCACCACAGUUUGUCUUUCCCAGUUGUUCUCCACACUGCCAGUCAGAUACAAGGAGUUCCAGAGGAAUCUGAAAAAGGAGUUCAGCAAGAUGGUGCAGGUGUUAAAUAGUUAUUGCAUUGUGGCAACUGGUGUCCGGAUCUCUUGUACCAAUGUCACUGAAAAAGGGAAGAAAAGUACAGUCAUCAGCACAAAUGGAAACCCAGGAAUGAGAGAAAAUAUCACAAAUGUGUUUGGGGCCAAGCAGUUGAACACUUUGAUGGACUUCACCCAGUGCCAGCCUGAAGAUGACACUGCAGAGGAAUAUGGUUUGAAAAGUACAAAUAAGAAUGGUUUGUUGAAAAUUACAGGGUUCAUCUCUAAAUGUGAUCAUGGUCUUGGCAGGAGUAGCACCGACAGACAGUUCUUUUUCAUCAAUAAAAGACCUUGUGAUCUCACUAAAUUAUCUAAAGUGAUCAAUGAAGUCUACCACAUGUACAACAGACACCAGUACCCCUUUGUGGCCUUGAAUGUGUCUCUUGAAAAGGGUGAGCACACAAUGGAUAUGUUUCCUGAAAUGGAAGUGUUAGGGCAGUUUAACCUAGGAUUUAUCAUAGGUAAACUAGGGCCUGAUCUUUUCAUCAUUGAUCAACAUGCAACUGAUGAGAAGUAUAAUUUUGAAAACCUGCAAAAGCAUACAGUGAUACAGAGCCAGAAAUUGAUACACUGUACCAACUCAGCGUGUCAAGUUGGUCUCCAUGCCUGUAAGCAGGAACUGGACAUUUGGCAAGGAAGAAUGGAUAUGUUUCCUGAAAUGGAAGUGUUAGGGCAGUUUAACCUAGGAUUUAUCAUAGGUAAACUAGGGCCUGAUCUUUUUAUCAUUGAUCAACAUGCAACUGAUGAGAAGUAUAAUUUUGAAAACCUGCAAAAGCAUACAGUGAUACAGAGCCAGAAAUUGAUACAUCCACAAACACUGGAAUUGACUGCAGCCAAUGAAACUAUACUAGUGGACAAUCUAGAAGUCUUCCGGAAGAACGGAUUUGACUUUCAAAUAAAUGAAGAUGCUGUACCAACUCAGCGUGUCAAGUUGGUCUCCAUGCCUGUAAGCAGGAACUGGACUUUUGGCAAGGAAGAUAUAGAAGAACUGAUAUUCAUGCUGACAGAUUCACCAGGUGUCAUGUGCCGUCCCACCAGAGUGCGCCAGAUGUUUGCCUCAAGAGCAUGUAGAAGUUCCAUAAUGGUAGGAACAGCUCUUGAUAAAGCAGAAAUGAAAAAGCUUCUCUGUCACAUGGGGGAACUGGAUCAGCCAUGGAACUGCCCACAUGGUCGACCAACCAUUCGCCAUCUUAUCAACCUACACAUGUUGCCAGACUAGCAUGUAUGACUUUCAUCCUCUAAAGUGACUUACUGAACCACAAUGUAUGUCCACAAUUCUGCAUUUGAAUGAUAUCAGAUAUGAACUUUGAUCUUGUAAAUAUCAUAUACAUUCUUUUUGUACCCAAACUGGAUAAAAACAAAAUGUUUGGACACUGCCAGAAUAAGAUCAAAACAAGGACAUAUGUGAAAGUGGAAUACACAUGUAUGAUGGUUUCAUGUCAAAAUAACACUGACAAAACAAACACUUCUAAUUAUUGAAUGAGAGAUGUCUAUGUUAAAGAGAAAUAAAUGGUUUGUGUUUGUAAGGCUAAUACUCGCUACUCCUAUAAACCUGGGAUACCAGAUUAUUGGCUGGAUAUGAUGAGAGCCACAUUGGAGAUUACUUGGCAAUUAUGAUGAAUACUUAAUUUGCAAGCUUCCAAUAAAAAGAGUUUGGCAGAGCUGG
Messenger RNA from Lingula anatina, 2316 nucleotides. Its product is annotated as mismatch repair endonuclease PMS2. Gene Ontology annotation, molecular function: ATP hydrolysis activity; ATP-dependent DNA damage sensor activity; ATP binding. Gene Ontology annotation, biological process: mismatch repair. The record is from RefSeq and is a predicted model, not a curated record. NCBI's taxonomy places the organism in Eukaryota, Metazoa, Brachiopoda, Lingulata, Lingulida, Lingulidae. Gene Ontology annotation, cellular component: MutLalpha complex.